Molecule: messenger RNA, 10311 nt
Organism: Hypanus sabinus (Atlantic stingray)
Lineage: Eukaryota; Metazoa; Chordata; Chondrichthyes; Myliobatiformes; Dasyatidae
Product: collagen alpha-2(VIII) chain-like
Exons: 5
Coding region: 7629-9737 (702 amino acids)
Molecular function (GO): protein binding
Source: RefSeq, a predicted model, not a curated record
UAGCAAAUGAAGACAGGAGCCUGUGCUGGAGGGAGACCAUCUUGCAGACCCACAGCCCAUGGACCACAGAGUGCAAACCGGAGAACAGCUGGAACAAGAGGAGCAGGAGGAAGUCCAGCAGAACACCACCAAGGUCAAAUCAGCCCUAGAUAUUAUAAGAACAGUUCUUGCUUCCUGCUUUAAAUUGGAUCAAUAUCUUUCACUCUGGAAGCUGCUUACAGAGGAACUGAAGUAAUAACUUACCAAAGUUCAAAGUAAAUUUAUUACCAAAAUAGUUAUAUAUCAUCAUAUACUAAUGUGAGAUUCAUUUUCUCACAGGCUUUCAAAAGAUUCAAAGUACAUUUAUUAUCAAAGUAUGUGUGCAGUAUACAACUCUGAGACUUGUCUUCCCCAAAGACAGUCACGGAACAAAGAAAACCAUGGAACUCGUUCAAAGAGAAACAUCAACCCCACCAUCCACCAAAAAAAAACAAAUCACGCAAAUGGCAACAAUGAAAAAGAGCAAAAAAGCACAGAGUAUAAAAAGCAAAAUUGAAGAAGUUCUGGCAUAUUCAGUUCAGCUCAGUGUUCAUUACUUUCAGGCCAAAAUCGCCCAAAAUACCAGCAAAAAAAAGAGGAACUGCAGAAACCAGAAACGCAUUGUAACAUGUACUAUAGAGUCCAAUCCACAAACCACAUGGAUUAAAGUGAUUAGAACAGAGAUUAAGUCAGUUAGAACAGGGAAAUAUAACGGAAUCAAUGAAAAACUAGACAAAAACAAAGACCGCCAAACAACCACAAGUAACUAAACAAUACUGAAAACCUGGGUUGUUGAGUCCUUGAGGGUGAGUCUACAGGUUAUGUAAUCAGUUGAGAGUUGAGGUGUUGUUAUCAAUCUGUGCUGACAGGGGUCUGCAAGUGAGAAAUCGAAGAUCCAUUUGCACAUGGGAUAUCAAUGCCUUGGGGCUCAGUGAUUAGUUUUGAGGGGGGGUGAUAGUUUUGAAUGCUGCGCUGUGGUCAAUGAAGAGCAGCCUGAUGAACGCAUCUUCGCUGUCCAGAUGCUCCAGAGUUGAAUGAAGAGCCAAUGAAAGGGCAUCUGGUGUCGACCGGCCACACAGAUAUGGAGAACAAGCUGUUGCCCAAGUAGCAAGCUUCCCCUCUCCACAGAUCUGAUGAACCCAAAGGAACGGCCAAGACCGAACAGUUUGGUACCAGCAGUGUUGCUGGUCAGUGUUGAACUCAAUGUAGGACUGCCUUAGUGAUUCCAACUCUGGGCUUUUCCCUUGAGGUUUAUUCCUGAAUUCUUCCCCAUCAGUGGGUACAGCUGCAAGGUAGCGGAGGUUUGAGAUCAGAGUUUUCCUUCUCCUAGAUGAGCUGCCAACCACAGCUGACAAGUUCCAUCUGCCCAAAACCAUUGAUUUUAAGGCAUCGGUAACCCACUGUUAUAAUACGUCAACAACGAAUAUAGAAUACAGACAGUUUUUUCUAAAAAAACAAAUAAACAUUUAUUUAAACUCUGCUCAAUAAAAAUGAAAAGUAAAAAAACGACUAACUUAACCAGAAGUUAUCUGCUACAUGGCAACUCGAACAGUUCUUAAAGCGAUAAAUAUGAGAGUCCAAAUGAUUUAUACAGUCAAUUAGGAGAGACUUUCCUGAAGUAACGAAUUCCUUGAUGACGUGACAUUACUGCUGAUCCCAGCCGAAAUAUGCCUUGUCCGAAGGAUUCACGAUGAAGGAGAUAAAAAUGGCUUAAAGGAACUGACCUUUUCCUUGGUGUCAUUGGUGAAUAACACUGCAUCCAACCCUUUCUGCUCUUACAAUGCAGGGGCUAUCUCGGAUGCAGGUUACUAAUUCCUUGAAUGAAGAUCCAAUAAGGUCAACCCUGUAUUACCACCAACGACACCAACUUUACUCGAUCCUUCGGGUUUCCAUACUUCGGUAAAUCUUCACUCUUCAAUACUUAGACUUUAUAAUUAAAUCGAAGAUACAUCAAAUGCAACUGGCAGUGAUUUUCAAAACUGCCAGCACAACGACAAUGUACCUUACAGUAAGAAUUAAAACUCCACUUUAAAACAAAACUGCGUCAUGAAACCAAAUAUGCAGCAUAACGGAGUAACAGAUGACUUAAACAACGUCCCAACCAGAACUCCUGCAUCACAGCAGGUUUUCCCCAUUUUAUACCUGUUGGAACGGGCCAUCACUUGACCUCACACUGGAGGGAAAAUUACAUCAUGUGACCUCACACUGGCAGGAAAAUACAUCACCCCACCGUCACAAGACCAUUACGUCACGCCAACCAGAUACUCAAUUACAUCAUGGUCAUGAGACAGUCACAAGAUACCCACAGGGUAUGUAACACCCACAUUUACCCUUUCUCCUGUCAGUAGAAACAGUAGUUCCAUCAGACUUAGGAACUAAACCAUAUGUGAAGGCCAGGAGCUGGACUUGGUUGUCAGAGACUAGCUGAGGUGCUUGUCCCCACUACCAACCCCAGCUAUAGUAACCUCAGGAACCACAGCCAUGCAGUGAUGGGGUAGAAUAGGCAGGGGUAAACUCAUCAAUUGACCAAUAUUUACAUCCAUUAAUUCUGAUUGUUAAUUAUCUUAAUAAUGCAUAAAAUAAUUCAUUGAAAAAGACAUUUUUUCUCUGUGGCAUGGAUUAAUUAUAGAACAGUUAAUACCAUUUUUGGCAUCUGUUUCAAAUGAAUCUCCUCUGGUAACAUAUGGAUUUAAACAUUGUAUAUGGCAAUUGCUUUGUAGAAAUACAGGUGCUGGAGGAGUAUUGGGUCAAGCAAAGGAAAUACCAUUUGUGUAUGACAAAUGAAAUAUCCGUUUCAAAAGGACUUACCCAUUGCUCACAGCCCUAGAAUGUUCUGACAAAUACUGAAAGUCAGACUGACAGUAUGUUGAUCUAUCUGGAAACUCAUGGAACAGAUUAUGCCACAGGCAGCACACACAUACCCAAAUAAAUCACUCUUGUAACUGCUGCAACUUAAAGUGAAAGCUUGUAAGUAGCUUUUAUGUGAUCUAGGCUAUGAAUAAUGUAUUUAUUAACUGGCAAUUGGCACACUGAUCUAUUCCAAUAAAACUUCCAAAGUCCACUAAUUAUUCCCACAAACUAUGGGCUCACUUUCAAGGACUCUUCAUUUCCCAUGUUCUCAAUAUUUAUUGCUUAUUUGUUUAUUAUUAUUAUUAUUUCUAUUUUUUUCUUUUGUAUUUGCACAGAUUGUUGUCUUUUGCACGUUGUUUUUUGUCCAUCCUGUUGGUCUUUCAUUGAUUCUAUUAUGUUUCUUGGAUUUACUGAGUAUGCUCGCAAGAAAAUGAAUUUCAGGGUUGUAUGUGAUGACAUGUACGCACCUUGUCAAUAAAUUUACUUUGGACUUUAAAAUAUGAGAAAGUCUGCAGAUGCAGGAAACCUAGAGCAGCACACACAAAAUGCUGGAGGAACUCAGGAGGUCAGGCAGCAUCUAUGGAAAUGAAUAAACUGUUGAUGAUUCAGACCCUUCAUCAGGACUGUAUGCAUUCCCAUCUAUUACUCUGAGCACCACUGGCACUUGUUUUUCAUUGGCUAUUUCAUUUGCUUCAAAAUACUGUUCAAUUCAUUCAGUAUACAUCAUCCAGUUAUCCUGAUGUGCAAUUGAGUACAUCUGUCUUUCUGAUGUAGCCAGCUAUCUCUGCUUCAUUUUUAUUUAUUAUUAUUAUCACUGGUACUCACUGCUUUGUUUGUUUUCUACCUUUUUUUUUUAACUCAACCAUCUCUCUCCCCUUCCAAAAACACACUUGCUGCAUUUUUUUAAAAACUCAAAUGUCUCUCCUCUUGUGAGAGAAGUAAAAAAUGCUCACAGUCUUCUGCUGCUGUAGCAAAUGUACUUCAAGGUUUGACAUACGGUACAUUCAGAGAUGCUCUUCUGUUGUAACACGUUGUUAUUUAAGUUACUGUUACCUUCCUGUCAUCUUGAACCAGUGUGGCCGUUUCCUCCUGAGCUCUCUCAUUAACAAGGCAUUUUCGCCCACAGAAAUGCUGCUCAAUGGACUUUUAACGUUUUUCUCACCAUUCUCGGUAAGCUCUGGAGUGUUGCGUGUGAAAACCUGAGGAGGUCAGCAGUUUCUGAGAUAAUCAAAUGACUGACACCAGCAAUCGUUCUAUAAUCAAAGUCACCGAGGUCACAUUUCUUCCCCAUUCUGGACAACAACAGAACCUCUUGACCAUGUCUGCAUGCAUUUGUGCUUUGAAUUACUGUCACAUGAUUGAUUAAAUAUUUUCAUUAACAAGGAAGUGUACAGCUGUACCUAACAAAGUGACCACUGACUCUAACUCAUAGCUUCCUGCUCCUUUCGCUCCACUGAUUUAAUUCCAGUUAGGACAAGAUUAUUGACAAGAAAGGCACUGUGUGUGUGCAAGGCUAUUCCUCACAGUGCAAAGUAAGAUGGCCACUGGAGGCAAAAUAAAUCUUGUAAAGUCACUUAAACCUUUCACAUUUAGAGGUUACAAUAAGAUUUGAAGGCCUCCGUUGGUCAGGGUCGACCAUGGAUGUUGUGUUCUAGCUAUCUAAAUACACAAACCAGGGCAGUACAAUAUGGAGAGCAAACUCCCCUCUCCACACACCUGAUGAAUCCAAAGGAAUGGCAGAGACUGAUACAGCUUGGCACCAGCAGUGUCCACAGGAGUUGUCAGUCAGCACUGAGCCUUAGACACUCCAGCUCUGAUUUUUCCCUCAGGGUUUACUCCCGAAACCUUCCCCUUGAGUGGGUAUAGCGGCAAGGGUCUGGAGGUUUGAGAUCCGAGUUUUCCUUCUCCUAGGUGAGUUGCCAACCAUGGCUGACGGGACCCAUUUGACAAUAGUGAGUGGUUUCAAGGUGCCAGCAGCCCACCUUUGCCCCUUCUCCUGACAGUAGAAAUGAUUCUGCUGGGCUCAGUAGCUAAGCCACGCAUGAAGGCCAGGAGCUGGACUUGUCAGAGGCUAUCUGAGAUGCACACCGCUGGGAGCAUUUGCUAGGUAGUAGGAGCUUGUCCCCACCACCACCCCCGGCUAGAACAACCUCAAGGAACUACAACCAAAUUAGCCUUGUGAAACCAUUGAGGACCAGGACUAAUUGUGGUCUUUCUUUUGCUAAUGGAGGAUGAAAUUAUUGGAAGAAGCAACAAAGGUAUUUAUAUUUCGUACAGGGAAAUUAUAGGCUGAGACUUUGGAAUGGAUAUCUGGGUUAAAUCUAUAAUAUUGCAGACAUGGCAACAUUUGUCUCACUUGAGGGGCGGUGGCACCAUGCUGUUUGAUUCAUUGCUUCAUUAACGAUCGCAUUGAGGUUUUCCAGUGUUCCAGGGCUUGGACAGGCAAAUAGAACUUUGCUUUGGGGCACUUCAUCAUGUGGUAAAAGUUGGGUGGAGAUGAAACACACAUCACUUUCAGGGCUGGUUCCAGAAUUUCAGUUAACAUUAUUGGCUUCUCAGUCCAGACUGUACGAAGGCUCCCAACUAAACUUGGGUUAAUUUGAUUUCCCCUUGCAAAAAAAAAGUGCAGUAUGUAAUUUUCUUUGAAGGCAGAAUUUUUGUUCUUUUUUUUGGUGAAUGUUAACCACAGCUUACAUCACCAUGAAAAAUUUCUCCGUAUUUUCCAGUGACAAAAACUGCUGCUACAUUUAACGCUUUACACCUUUUUCAUACAAAGGGUCUAUUUGAUUUAAUAUUCUUUGAAAACUAUAGCAUAAAAUGCCUUUUCUAAUUCCCUUUAGGCAAGUUUGGUUUUUGGAGAAUGUUUGUGAGAAUGUCAGAGCACGAGGUUGACUUUGUGAAUUGUGUUCCUACCCACAGGCAUUUAAUGGAAAGGAGAUGAGGAUGAAUUGCUGACAACUUACUUUAUAAACAGCUCUUUCCUGAGUUAAUGAAUAGGAGACUCAGAAAUUAAGAUAGACUUCAGUUUGCAGUCAUUAAUAAAAAAAAUGACGUAAUGACAUUAGCAAUUUGAGUAUUUUUUUCCAUUCGGUAGAAUAAUUCUGAUUUUAAUACCAUUUUAUUCCAGUUUAAUUUAAUUAAAAUUCCAUUUUAAUUCUGAUUCCCAUUCCUGUUCCCGUUCCAACAUGUCAGUUCAUGGCCUCCUCUUAUGCCAAGAGGAGGCCAUCCUCAGGAUGGAGGAGCAGCACCUUAUAUUCCUUCUGGGUGGUCUCCCAAUUGAUGGUAUCAAUACCGAUUUCUCCUUCUGGAACUUUGUGAAUGUGACAAUAACGGCGUGAUUUAUCAUCUCUAAUGCAUAAUGAAAAUAUUUUUAAAACAAACGCAGUUAAACUUCCUGAGAUAAUUGAGACUGCUCUAUCCACUGAAGAAUUAACUUUCUGGUAAAUGAUGUGCUUCAUCCAUCGGAGCGGUUGAAAUUUCACCUUAGGUCGUGGAGCUUCCUGAAUGCGCACAGAUGUUGGAAACUCCCAAUAGGAAAUAAUCGGAGUGAUAUGCACGAAUGUGAAGAUCUGACAAUCAGAAAGGUUGUGAAUGGCGAAACGGCCGAGUGUUGUGGCAAUAUCUGAGGGCAAAGCCCAUCUCUGCCUGACUAUUUACAAACUUUGUGCAAGAGAUCCCAGAAGCUCAUGUUGCAUGGAACAUUAUUUACAUUUUUUUCCAAAAGAAUCCUAAUUUUCCUGCCCUACUGAUAGUAGAGAAUUGUGUGGCAACGGAACAGCAAAACCAAGUGGAAAUUCCAGGUCUUGAUGUUUAUGUAGUGUUAAGUGAAAACACUGAAAAUUGCCUGGUGUAAAUAUGUCAGCUGAUGUUGCUGAUAAUGGGCAAUAAGCACUGAAUACAUAAUGAGCUUCAAGUGCAUGGAGCUGAACUAGACACUAAUCACAAAAAGCUUUAGAAGUUCCACGUGUUGUUGGCCAUGCCGUUCUACUGGGAUACAUAGGACAUCUGUUUCUACUUCAGGAAGAUGAUCCAUAUUUAAGUUAUAAUAUUUCAGUCUUUGCAGUCAAAACUCUGUUGUUCUAUUUAAACAAGCACAUUCUAAGUUCUUAAUUGCCCUGCUUCAUAAUAUUUCCCCAAUUAUUUGUCUUCCGAGCUGGCAUGCAAAUCCAUCUGUUGAUUUAUCGAUGAAUGUGCAGAAACAGAAAUUUUAUUUCUGGUGUGGAAAGAUUUUUAAAGGAAUGGUAGAAGUAAAAGGCUGUGAGUGCUUUUGCCAUCUGUAUGAUCAGAAUGACAAAUAUUUAUGAAAUCCAUAAAUGAAAAUUGUUUUCUUAAAUAAUCCUCAACAAUUCUUUCCCCUCCCCCAAACCUAUGAACACGAUCCUUUGUAUCGUAGAACCUGAGAAACAAUUCUCAGCUGGAACAUGUUCAAAAAAAACCAAAGCUGAUCUCAGCCUAGCCCGUUAAACAGCUUGUGAAGUAGUCCACUCUCUCUUACUUACUCUCAGACACACACACACACACACACUCAUAAACACUCACACAUGCAUGCCCCUUUCGCAGUCGGCUGACAAAGUGACUUUCUCUUUCUCUCUCUCUCUCUCUCUCUCUCUCUCUCUAUCUUUCUCUCUCUCUGCUGUGAAGCUUGAAGUUGCAAACUGUAAAGGAGAAAAGUUCUCUUGCUCUUCAUAAAGACCUGUACAGACGAGCAUCCAGAAGAAAUUUCACUAUCACGUCGAGAAAACUUAUCCUUUCAUUUCUAAAUGAGAUCCAGCCAACUUGCAAAGAUCACACGGGAAAGGACAAUGCUGCAAAUGGAUAUUUUCGUUCUUUUAUUGAUGACCAUCGUCGACUAUGUUUCCAGUGGAGGCUAUUCUUCAAAGUACAUGCACCCGAUGACCAAGGGUCCAUUAGGACCUCCCUUCAGAGAAGGCAAGGGGCAGUAUAUAGAAAUUCCAGUGAUUCUACCUUCGGAUCUCAAGGGUGAUAAAGGUGCUCCUGGAAAACCUGGACCAAGAGGACCUCCUGGGCCGCCAGGGAUGCCAGGCAAACCAGGAUAUGGCAAACCGGGUGAACCAGGCCGAACCGGCCCUCCAGGGGCCCCAGGAUUUUCGAGCUUUGGAAAACCAGGAAGGCCAGGAACACCUGGUAAGCCAGGAAUAAUAGGACUUCCUGGACCUAAGGGUGACAUAGGACCCAGAGGAGAUCUAGGUCCACGAGGCCCAGCUGGGAUUCCAGGGUUACCUGGGCCUGUGGGGCUUUCUGUCCCUGGGAAGCAAGGGCCCCCGGGGGUUGCUGGUGCUCCAGGGCCCAGAGCAGAACCUGGUGAGAAAGGAGAACCUGGAGCUCCUGGGGAACGUGGCCCCAAAGGUGAGGUUGGAUAUGGAAAACCAGGUAUUCCAGGUCCAAGAGGUAAGGAAGGGAUUCCUGGAAAACCUGGACCCCCAGGUCUACCUGGUAUUGGAAAACCAGGAAUUAAUGGCUUACCAGGUGUACCUGGCGAAAUAGGUGAAUCAGGACCAAGGGGAGAAAUUGGCCCACCAGGGCCUCCUGGUCCUCAGGGUCCUGCAGGGAAGCCAGGAUUGGAUGGCAUAGGAAAACCAGGUCAAGAUGGAUUAACAGGUAAGCCAGGAGCUGCAGGGUAUAAAGGUGAGCCUGGACCACCAGGUGCGAGGGGUUUGCCUGGAGUUCCAGGGUAUGCAAAACCAGGAAUGAAUGGAAUAAAAGGCCAGCGAGGGCCUCCUGGUGCACCAGGUGCUCCAGGACCCAAGGGUGAACCAGGUGUAAAUGGUUUACGUGGUGAACCAGGUCCUAAGGGUGAACAAGGUUAUCCAGGGCCAAUGGGAUCCAAGGGUUUAAUGGGAAAGCAUGGUCUACCAGGACCUGAAGGUAAAAUUGGGCUUACUGGGCCUCCAGGGCCAAAAGGAAGGCAAGGGGAUCAGGGAUAUAGUGGUGUACCUGGAGAAUCUGGUAUACCUGGGGAAAGGGGUUUACCAGGACUUCCAGGAGCACCAGGUAAAAUUGGUCCGAAAGGAGACUUUGGACAUACAGGGGCUCCUGGGAUACCAGGAUUAGCAGGUCCUAUAGGACCCAAAGGUGAACCAGGGCAAAGUGGACAACCAGGGCCCAGAGGCUCUUCAGGAAUUCCAGGUAUGCAGGGGGCUACAGGACCUAGAGGACCAAUGGGUUUACCUGGUCCCAGAGGAGAAUCAGGGCCUCCAGGCUUACCAGGAGAAGGAAAAUUAGGAGUACCAGGAACUACAGGACCAAUGGGCCCAAUGGGACACCCUGGCAUUCCAGGUAGGAUGGGAGCUCAAGGCCCGCCUGGACCUCCAGGUCCACCGGGCCCACCCGGGAUCAUCGUUAAUGGGGAAACAACAGGUAUUGCUAGCCUGCAAGUAAAUGGUGGUGUGGAUGGUGCCUCAAUACCAGGAAACGGAAAGCCAAAAUAUGAAAGAGGAGAAAUUUCUGCACGCGUAGCUCCAGCUUUCACUGCAAUCCUUACCAAGUCAUUUCCACCUUCAGGGGUUCCCAUUAAGUUUGAUAGGAUUUUGUAUAAUGGACAACAUGGUUACAAUCCAGCAACCGGGCUAUUCACGUGUCAAGUUCCCGGUGUCUACUACUUUGCUUAUCACGUGCAUGUAAAGGGAACCAGUAUCUGGGUGGCACUGUACAAGAAUAAUGUGCCUGCAAUGUACACGUAUGAUGAAUAUAAGAAAGGAUACCUUGAUCAAGCAUCAGGGAGUGCAGUUCUGGAACUCAGAGAGCAUGAUCAGGUGUGGAUCCAGAUGCCGUCAAACCAAGCCAAUGGUUUAUAUUCCACCGAUUACAUCCAUUCCUCAUUCUCAGGAUUCCUACUUUGCCCGACAUAACGAUGAUCAACUUGAAUUAGCGGAUUUAUAUAUUGUGUAGUAAUUAACUGUAUCAAGAGGGACACUGGAAAAAAAAACACACACACACACACACACACACACACACACACACACACACACACACACACAAGUGCUAUAUCUUGCUACCAUUUUCCAGUAUAAAAGAAAAGCCUCUGGAUGAAAAUCGGCGUAGUAUAACAACCACAAACAUCAGACGUUUUCCCUAAUGACUGCACAUUUUCAGCUUACGCUAUAAGGGACUAAAUGUGGAACUUUUUUUUUAAUGAUCAGUUAGAGGCAAAAGAUUUGUCAAUGAAAGUUGAUAUGAUGUAAGUGACACUUGUAUUCCCUGUGCUACUUUUGAGUAAUGUUCUGCGUAAGGAAGCAUUUCUUGUUCUUUUUUCACAUUUAUACCAUUGACAGAAACAAUCUAUCAAUAUUACACAGUUGUAUAUUAAUUAUUAUAAUCAUAUCUUUUAAGUGCAAUACAUGAUUAGUGGUGUUCCAUUGUGAAUUCUGACAACUGUGUACACUGUAUACUUACUGAGAAUUAAAACUUUGAGGAAUGGUAUAA